This is a messenger RNA of Drosophila elegans, 2448 nucleotides long. RefSeq names its product putative mediator of RNA polymerase II transcription subunit 26 (gene Socs36E). Gene Ontology annotation, molecular function: 1-phosphatidylinositol-3-kinase regulator activity. Gene Ontology annotation, cellular component: phosphatidylinositol 3-kinase complex. Gene Ontology annotation, biological process: intracellular signal transduction; phosphatidylinositol phosphate biosynthetic process. Lineage: Eukaryota; Metazoa; Arthropoda; Insecta; Diptera; Drosophilidae. The record is from RefSeq and is a predicted model, not a curated record.
GUCGGCAGUCACACUGAAGAAACGGAACGAAGCGGACACGGAUACUUUUCGGGGAAGAGAUACUUCUUCGUAUUCGUGCGUGGUUUCGUCGAGAGAAAUUGCACAAAUUGCAAUUGCAAACGGAAUUGCAAACGAUAGAGCGGAAAAUCCGUUGAGUGCCAUCGCAGAUCGAAAAGUGCAAUUAGUGUGCGAGUUGUGUGUGUGUGUGUGUGUGGUAGUGUCACCUCAAUCAAAAAAAAUAAAGAAAAGAGAUAACGAAAAAGUGAAAAAUACUGUGGAAUCCAAACUAAAUUAUGCUUAAACUACGGUUUAACCAAAUUGCCAACUAGCCAAAAGUAACCAGCACACCGAAAACAGCCAAAAGCAGCAAAUCAAACGAGAGUAAAUAAAACGCAGUAAAAACCCAGCCCACCAAGGACUCUUGCCCACUUAGAGCUUCCAAUGGGUCAUCACCUCAGCAAGCCCACUGUACGCGCCAAUAGCCAGGACAAGAGCGAUCUGCCCACCAGUGCCAGCCCGAGGGAGACAUCCGCAGCCACAGUAGAGGCAAUUGGUCUGGACGAGGAGGAGCUGCAGGUGGAAGAGAUCCUCACGGAGGCCACAUCGCCGGCGGAAGUGCGUCAGAUCAUAAUUAAAAUUCAGCUGGCCAAAAUGGAGAACGGCAAUGGUCAGGUGGAGGAUCAACUGCUGGAGGAGGAGCAGGUGGAGGGGGCCGCCGUCGCCGUCGCCUCGUUGUCUGCGGACACGUUAAAUGCAAAUGGCCAGAUUGUAAAUGUGACGCUGGAGGGCGGACAUGGGGAAGUGGGCGUGGUGACGAAUCGAACUGCGGGCAGUUCAACGGAAGCGCCAAAAAUCGCAGAAAGACAGCCAGUGAAUAACAACAAUUUAGCGGGAAGCGUCGGCGAUGCCAUAAGUACGUUACAAUUGCACGACGGCAACAGCAAUAGCAAUAGCAACAACAGCAGCAACAUCAGGCCCAGCAGCAACACCAACUACCCCUUGGACGAAGACGACGGCGACGACGACGACGAGUUGGAUGAGUCGCUGCUACGUCGGCGUCGGAGCAACAGCAACAGCAACACUAAUAGCAAUCACAACCACAACCAAAACCACAGCCACGAGGCCGAAGUCGUCGAGUAUUGCGAGGUGCUCGAGUCGCUGCCAGUUAGCAAUAUGUUGUCGGCGGGAACGCAACACAGCAGCAAGCAAGUUUCCAGAAGCAAUAAUAGCAACAGUUGCUGCCGGAGUCGCAGCAGUAAGACAUAUUCGAUGGGAGCAACAACAUCCUCCAGCGCUGGAUCCACAUCCGCAUCCACAUCCACAUCCUCGAAGCGGCGAUGCUGCAAGUGCAAGUGCCGCGAUGCCUUCCGAGGAUUGAGGGACAUGCUGCCCACAUCCAGCACGUCGAGCAAUAAGAAGGACUCCGCCGGUGUGGUGGUGCCUUCAUCGUCGGUUCCGAGGAAAUCCCGGACGGCAGAUCGCCGCUCCACACCGCCCACAUUGGGCGCCUCCAAUGGCAGCAGUGUCCAUCGGCAGCAGGGCCAGAGGAAGCGGAAUUCAGUGGCCGUUCCGGAUGCGAGUCAUCACCAUCACCAGGUGAUCAUCCGGAUAACCUCGCCGCGCUUUGUGGUCGAGUCGCCCAGUGGCCGGGUCACUGUGGUCACCGAACCAGUCGCCCCGCCCCAAACGCCCAGGACUCCGCCCCAGUCACGCCCCCAGUCGACAGCCGCCCCCGGAACAGCAGGCGUUUCAUCAGCAGGCGGAAUCGCUGGGCGCAACAACAUGACGGUGCACUCGCAAAUCGACUUCAUGCACUGCCUCGUCCCCGAUCUGGAGCGGAUCACGAACAGCAGCUUCUACUGGGGCAAGAUGGACCGCUACGAGGCGGAGCACCUGCUCGAGGGCAAGCCGGAGGGCACGUUCCUGCUGCGCGACUCCGCCCAGGAGGAGUUCCUCUUCUCGGUCACAUUCCGCAAGUACGGCCGAUCACUCCAUGCCCGCAUCGAACAGAGCGGUCACAAGUUCAGCUUCGACUGCCACGAUCCGUGUGUGUUUACGGCGCCCACGGUGACUGGACUGCUGGAGCACUACAAGGACCCCGCCUGCGUGAUGUUCUUCGAACCCUGCCUCACGAUUCCCCUCCACCGGCGGCAGACAUUCUCGCUGCAGCAACUGGCCCGGGCCACGAUCGUGUCCAACACCAGCUACGACGGGAUCAACCAGCUGGAGCUGCCCGGUCGCCUGAAGAGCUACCUCAAGGAGUACCACUACAAGCAGAAGCUGCGCGUCAAGCCCAUCGACCUGAACACCCCGGUGCCGUACUACGGCGACGUAUAGCGGGAGGAGCAACAGGUGGGCUUCACCUACUACGAGGACGUGGAGAGCGGCAGCGAGGAGGACGAGGACGACGACGCCGAGGGGGUCAACAUCCGGGUGUCCUAUGUGCAG